Exaiptasia diaphana is the source of this 1726-nucleotide messenger RNA. RefSeq names its product amino acid transporter AVT1J. Gene Ontology annotation, biological process: amino acid transmembrane transport; L-alanine transport. The transcript has 5 exons. Gene Ontology annotation, cellular component: vacuolar membrane. Gene Ontology annotation, molecular function: L-alanine transmembrane transporter activity; L-proline transmembrane transporter activity. Bases 174 to 1541 code for a protein of 455 amino acids. The record is from RefSeq and is a predicted model, not a curated record. NCBI's taxonomy places the organism in Eukaryota, Metazoa, Cnidaria, Anthozoa, Actiniaria, Aiptasiidae.
GCGUGACUGUACUGUUACAUGAUAUGUGUCUAAAAGUGAAAGGUCAUCAUGGUUGGGUACAAUAAGGAACCACCGUAUUGUGCAACAAGAGACAAAAUGUGAAGCGCUCGAAAACACAAAUUCCCUGACGCAGAUCAAACGAUUAUUCCUACGAAACGACAAAAUCGUUCAAAAUGCAUGAUAAAAGUAAACCAAAUGACGAGCUCUUGCCUCCAACUUUCAUUAAUAAUGWUGAACAAAGAAGUGUCAGUGGAUCGAGUUCCAGCUUGUACGACGAGCCUARAGUGAUCCAUCGCGGAGAAGAACCAGCACUAAGCGGCCUGACAGUUUUUACAGCAUCAGUAUUUGUCAUCGGGGAGAUGGCAGGCAGUGGUGUAGUUGCCCUACCCUCUGCGAUGGUUUCUGCAGGACCUAUGGGGUUUGUGAUGCUUGUAUUAGGAUGCCUUGCUUCGGGAUAUUGUGGGGUUGUUCUAGGAAGAUGUUGGAGCAUUUUGCGAUCCCGUCAUCCCGAGUACCAGCAACAUGUGAGAGAGCCUUAUCCGGCCAUUGGYAGGAAAGCCGUAGGAAAAUGGGGAGCGAUUGCAGUCAAUAUCUCUAUUAACAUCACACUUCUAGGUGUGUGUAUAGUAUUCCUUAUUUUGGCGUCACAGAAUCUCAACAAACUCAUCACAUCACAUAUCGAAGUACAUUUUUUUAAAGAAGGACAAAACUCACUGCGCAUAUGGCUAUUGAUAUGCGCCGCUGUACUACUGCCAUUUUCGUGGCUCGGUACUCCCAAGGAAUUCUGGAUAAUAGCAAUUGGUGCAAGUAGUGCUACUGCUCUUGCUUGUUUACUAACUUGUGUUGCUAUUGGAAUUGAAAUACCAAGUGAUCUGAGUAAAGUUGAACAGAAGGAAGUCUCGUUUUUGUCGUUUUUUUCAGCGUUUGGUACGAUUCUGUUUUCUUUCGGAGGAGCCUCUACAUUUCCUACUAUUCAAACAGACAUGAAGCAUCCUGAACGUUUCCCGUUGUCUGUUGUAUUUGCAUACAUCGUUGUGCUCUCUAUGUAUGUACCUGUCUCUGUAUUAGGGUAUCUCGCAUAUGGAGCCGACAUUGAAGACAACAUUCUUCUGUCCAUAACUCACGAUAGCACCAAGCCAAUAUCAGUUCUUAUAGACAUCGUUCUUUGCUUGAUUACAAUGCAUCUUUUAUUCAGUUUUGUGAUCGUGAUGAAUCCGGUAUCGCAGCAUUUUGAAGAAUAUUUUAAAAUACCAAAAGAAUUUGGAUGGAAGCGUUGUUUACUACGAACUGGUCUCAUGAUAUUUAUUCUCGGCAUAGCUGAGCUUAUUCCUAACUUUGGUCCAAUUCUGUCUCUGAUUGGAGGAUCUACCGUCACUCUACUAACGUUUGUAUUCCCGUGCUGGUUUUACCUUAAAAUAGAGAAAAACAUACCACUCCACACUAAAGCUAUUCUAUUUGAACUUAUUGCUAUAGGGGCAGUGGGUGGGGCUGCAUCUACAUAUUCAGCCAUAGAUGCAAUCAGAAAAGUUUUUAAAUUAUAGAAAUAUGAAUGAAAAAGUUAAGAGAUGCUUUACACAAUAACAGUCAAAAUGAUUUAUAGAUUGUAUUAGAAGCUUAUGUAUAUACACAAACGCAUGCAUAAAGCAUAUCAUGAAUACUGAAAUAUAUUCAUUAAAAAAUGAUAUAUAAUUUUAUCAAUACAAUAAAAGAUAUUUAGUCAUUUUAA